UUCUCUUUAAGACUUUAACUGCCAUCCAUCCAUCGUUCAGUUCCAGGGGCACCACCAAAGGCCAAAAUACAAAGCACACGAAUAUCCUCUUUGAUCCUCUUUCUCUGUUUUUUCAUUUCAUUAUUCUAAUUUAUACACACCUCCCUUACCCCACUCUUCUCUCUCUCUCUCUCUCUCUCUCAUCUUAAGUUGAAACUUUGAUAUGCAAGUGGCGGCAGAACUCCAGCGCACCCAAUACCACCAAGACACCCAGAUGUGCCGCAAAAUCCAACUCACCAUCUCCGAUCACGCCGCAGACGACGGCGAGGACCCCUUCAUUCCGCCCCUCAACUUCGCCAUGGUUGAUAAUGGCAUUUUCCGCUCCGGCUUCCCCGAGCCUGCCAACUUCUCCUUCCUCAAAACCCUCCGCCUCCGCUCCAUCAUAUACUUGUGUCCCGAGCCCUAUCCGGAAGCCAACAUGGAGUUCCUCAAGGCAAAUGGGAUCAAGCUUUUUCACUUUGGGAUUGAGGGUCAUAAGGAGCCUUUUGUGAACAUCCCAGAGGACACAAUCCGUGAAGCACUAAAAGUUGUCCUUGAUGUCAGGAACCACCCAGUUAUAAUUCACUGUAAGCGGGGAAAGCACCGAACGGGUUGUUUAGUAGGAUGCUAUAGAAAAUUGCAAAAAUGGUGUUUGUCAUCUGUCUUUGAUGAGUAUCAGCGCUUUGCAGCUGCGAAAGCAAGAGUCUCAGAUCAGAGGUUUGUAGAGUUGUUUGAUAUUUCGAGCCUAAAACAUUUGCCAAUACCAUUUUCAUGUUUGAAGAGGUAACAGACCAAGUUAUGCUGAAUGGGUUUACUUUCUUUAGUUUGUGAAAGCAAACCCCAGGUUGUUCCUUUGAAUAAAUAGGAAAAGGUGACGAACUCCUUCAAUGCAUUGCAUUUGCAGCGGCAAAGGAAUACUUGCUCUUCCCCCAUUUUUAAAAUAAGAAAAUUAUAGGAAUAAUAGAGCAUUGUAUGUGUUAUAAUAAUGCCCUAUUUUCCUUCUAUCCCUACUUAGCCCUUACCCUUAGUGUACCUCACCUUUUGUCUUAUGUUUUCUUUGCUGCUCCCCAUUCAUCAACAACGAGUGUAGAUAUAGCUUGAUUUUUUCUCGAGGCUCAGAGAAAUUCAAGAAGGCUAUAAAAAGCCUUGUUUGUCUGCCCAAAUUCUUGGUGGGUAGUAAUGCAGAGAAACUUAUAAAUUCUAUUUGCUACAUUCAUAUUGCUUGCUUUA
Messenger RNA from Cajanus cajan (pigeon pea), 1248 nucleotides. Its product is annotated as inositol diphosphatase DSP4. Gene Ontology annotation, biological process: protein dephosphorylation. Gene Ontology annotation, cellular component: cytoplasm. Gene Ontology annotation, molecular function: phosphatase activity. The record is from RefSeq and is a predicted model, not a curated record. NCBI's taxonomy places the organism in Eukaryota, Viridiplantae, Streptophyta, Magnoliopsida, Fabales, Fabaceae.